This is a messenger RNA of Aedes albopictus (Asian tiger mosquito), 2181 nucleotides long. RefSeq names its product probable cytochrome P450 304a1. Lineage: Eukaryota; Metazoa; Arthropoda; Insecta; Diptera; Culicidae. Gene Ontology annotation, cellular component: intracellular membrane-bounded organelle; cytoplasm. The record is from RefSeq and is a predicted model, not a curated record. Bases 382 to 1947 code for a protein of 521 amino acids. The transcript has 4 exons. Gene Ontology annotation, molecular function: oxidoreductase activity, acting on paired donors, with incorporation or reduction of molecular oxygen, reduced flavin or flavoprotein as one donor, and incorporation of one atom of oxygen; heme binding; iron ion binding. Gene Ontology annotation, biological process: xenobiotic metabolic process.
UGGUAGUCACUACUGUAGUCGUUUCAGUCGUAUGCUCGCGUUCGACGGUAACAGAUGUGACCCAAUGUUUCUCCCAACAAGUGUUAGGGAAUCAAAAACACAACCAGCAGCAGUCAGUGGUAGAGUGCAUUCACUACCUACGUAGCUAUCUACAGUAGUGUCGUGUCCCCUCAAUCGGUGUGAAGACAUAGACAACGGCAGUUUGAACUUUUUUUUUUUGGUGUGUUGACCGUAGCCGUAGAUUGUUCUGAGCUACUGAAUCUGUGUGAGGUGACCGGUCCGCGUGCAAUUCACGAGUGUACAUUUCUCCCGGUAGUCUGUGCACCAAUUGACUAGACUUCGACUUCAGCCAGUCCGAGUAGUGUUCGUUUUCGUCAAGUCAUGGUGUUGAUAAGUGAGCUGAUAAUCGCCGCCCUGCUGGGCCUCCUAAUCUAUCGCUUCUAUCGGUAUCUGUUCGAGCGACCUUCGGAGAAUUUCCCGCCGGGACCACCGAGGCUGCCCCUGCUGGGAGGCUAUCCGUUCCUGUUGGCCCUGAACUUCAAGCAUUUGCAUAAAGCGGCUGCCAGGCUGUCACAGCUGUACAAGAGCAAGCUGAUUGGUUUGUAUCUUGGACCCCUGCCGGCGGUCAUUGUCAACGAUUACGACACCGUGAAGGAGGUUCUCAGUCGGCCCGAUUUCGAUGGACGUCCGGAUUUGUUCAUGGCAAGAUUGCGAGAUGAGCACUUCCAGCGGAGAGGAAUCUUCUUCACCGACAGCGAAAGCUGGCGAGAACAGCGUCGUUUCUUCCUGAAAACCCUGCACCAUUUUGGCUUUGGACGGCGCAGUCCCGAAGCGGAAGCCGAUACUCAAGCCGGGUUGGAGGACGUGAUCAGUCUGCUUCGGGACGGGCCCAAGUACGAACACGAAAAAGCCCUCGUAGACGACCAAGGAUUUGCCCUAUGUCCGACCGUGUUCUUCGCCGUGUUCUCCAAUGUUCUCCUGAAGAUGAUCGUGGGAGUGCGGCUGGGACGGGAGGAUCAAGCCGUGAUGUUUGAAGUCGGUAAGAAUGCCAUCGCGUUCCAUCGCAACGGAGACGACUACGGUAUGAUGUUGAGUUACAUUCCUUGGAUUCGUCACCUGUUCCCGAAGGCAUCCAAGUACGAUCUGCUGCGGCAGGUCAACCAGAAAGCCAACGCCGUGAUACUCAGCCUGGCUCAGAAGUGUGAGAGCUCGUACGAUGAAAACGAUAUGCGAUGCCUUGUGGAUGCCUACAUCAAGGAGAUGAGAGCAACCGGAAGCAAAGGAACAUCCACCGGAAAGGAUCAAUUCGGAUUCGAAUAUGAUCAACUGGUGAUCGGUUGCGCCGAUUUCCUGGUGCCUCCCUUCUCGGCCAUUCCGGCCAAAAUCUGUCUGAUCCUGGAACGUCUCAUGCAGUAUCCCGAGGUGCAAACCAAAAUGUACCGCGAGUUGAACGAUAUCGUGGGCCUUAACCGUCUUCCCACGUUGGACGAUCGAGCGGAUCUCCCGUACUGCGACGCUGUCAUUCGGGAAGGACUCCGCAUCGAUACCCUGGUACCGUCGGGUAUUCCGCACAUGGCCGUCAACGAUACCGAGCUGAACGGGUACCAAAUCCCCAAGGGAACCGUCAUCAUCAACUCACUGGACUCUAUCCACCACCAGCCGGAACUGUUCCGGGAUCCGGAUUCGUUCAUGCCGGAGCGGUUCUUGAACCAGGACGGCAAGCUUGCCCUCGAUCAGGACAAACCCCUUCCAUUCGGCGCCGGUAAGCGCGUCUGCGCCGGAGAACAGUUCGCACGCAAUUCGCUCUUCCUGGCGGUGACUUCGCUGGUGCAGAACUUCACCUUCCAGCUGCCCGGCGGACGCACCGGACCCGAUCUGGAUGCGCGCAUCACCGGAGUUAUACGCACGACGCCCGACUUCCGGCUAAAGUUUGUGAGCCGUCGCUAAACGUCAGAAUAAGUUUGUGCAACUAACCAUCUAACCUACGGUGUAUCUUUACCAUGACGACGACGUCAGCACAAGAAUCAAUCAUCAUCUCAUCGACCAGUGCGUCUAUCGUAGGAGUAGUAGUAAGCUAAUAAGUCACCACACUUUAUAUCGUGUAAUAAUAGUAUGUAAUAUUUACUGUGUAAUGGAUAAGCUAUUUUAAUGGAACCACAAUAAAGAUUAUAUUUAACCAUA